AUGGCGCCGCUGAGGAAUCUCUUCUCGUGGGCCCUACUGGCCGCCACGUCAGUAGAGGCCAUCAGCACCAGCAUGGGAGCAGUCGGAAAGUCCAUCGGACAGGUCAAAAAAGAGAUCGAGACCCGCAAUGCCGCAAAGUUGCUCAAGAGAGCCGACACCAAGCCGUCUCUGCUCUAUACGGAAUACAACUUCUCCACCCCCAUUGAUCACUUCCACAAUGAGACCAAGUAUGAGCCUCAUUCUGAUGGGAUGUUUCCCCUCCGCUACUGGUUUGAUGCAUCUCACUACGCUCCUGGUGGUCCCGUCAUCAUCCUGCAGUCGGGAGAGACUUCCGCCACCGGUCGUCUGGUUUUCAUGCAAAAGGGAAUUCUCUCUCAGAUGGCCCAAGCAACUCACGGUAUUGCUGUAGUCCUCGAGCAUCGCUACUAUGGCACAUCUUUCCCCACCCCAGAUUUGUCGACCGAGAACUUGCGUUUUCUCACCACCCAGCAAGCCCUCGCGGAUGAGGCCUACUUCGCCCAGAACAUUGUCUUUCCCGGUCUCGAAAAGUAUGGCGAUCUCACCAGCAAGACCACUGCAUACCUUUCUUAUGGUGGAUCUUACGCUGGUGCUUUCAGCGCCUUUCUCCGCGUUCAAUACCCAGACGUCUUCUGGGGAUCAAUCUCAUCUUCCGGCGUCACCAAGKCGAUCUGGGAUUACUGGGCUUACUGGGAGCCUGUCUCCGCGAACGCUCCUCAAGACUGUGUUGCCACUCAGAAAGCGAUCAUCAAUGUGGUCGACAACAUCCUCAUCGGCAAGAACGAUAGCUCUCUGACCAUGCAGUUGAAGGAGGCUUUCGGUCUUGGAWAUGUCACCUACGAUGAUGAUUUUGCCAGUGUUGUGAGCAAUUCGGGGGUUGGCAACUGGCAGAGUCUCAAUUGGGAUCCUGAAGUCACCGACAAUGAGUUCUACAACUACUGCGACAACAUCACGUCGACUGAAGUUCUCUACCCCGAGACAUCAUCCAAGCAAUCCGCUGUCGAGGGACUAAUCACUGAAGGCGGCUACACCCCGAACAAGACUUUGACGACUAGCAUGCUCAACAUGAUUGGCUACUUGAACUUCACAUCCAUAUCUUCAUGCACGGAUGAGACUCAAGAUCAGUGCUACUCAACUCACAACUCCACAUACUACCAACAGGACUCUUACGAUGCUUCAUGGCGUAGCUGGCCGUACCAGUACUGCACAGAGUGGGGCUACCUCCAGACUGGCAAUGUUCCCGAGGGCGAACUCCCGCUUGUCAGCAGGACUUUGGGACUGGACUACCAGAGCAUCAUCUGUCGAGAGGCCUUCAACGUCACCACUCCCCCUGAUGUUGAGCUAGUAAACAAGUACGGCGCCUACGACAUCUCCUACCCUCGCUUGGCGAUUGUAGACGGUGAAUGGGACCCUUGGAGACCCGCCACCCCUCACGCUUUCGAGUUUGGAGCCAAAGAUAGGAAGAGCACAGCUAGCGAGCCAUUUUUGGAGAUUUCGCAAGCGGUGCAUCAUUGGGAUGAGAACGGCCUGUUCCCCAACCAAACGACUGCGGAGUUGCCACCUCAGCCCGUGGCGGAUGCGCAGAAGAUGUUGAUUCAGAGCGUACAGGAGUGGAUGCAGGAGUGGGAAUUGCAGUGUUUGAUCAGAGGUGGAGGGUGCUCCGGCAGUAGUGCGAAGACAGACCUCUGA
This is a messenger RNA of Ramularia collo-cygni, 1707 nucleotides long. RefSeq names its product related to serine protease. Gene Ontology annotation, molecular function: dipeptidyl-peptidase activity; serine-type exopeptidase activity. Lineage: Eukaryota; Fungi; Ascomycota; Dothideomycetes; Mycosphaerellales; Mycosphaerellaceae. The transcript is spliced from 3 exons. Gene Ontology annotation, biological process: proteolysis. The record is from RefSeq and is a predicted model, not a curated record. The coding region runs from base 1 to 1707 and encodes 568 amino acids.